CUGCAUGGUCGGAGCAUUGCGAAGUCCUACGCGAUGGAAAGCUUUUUCUUUACCUUCUCAUUUGAUACCCCUUGGCGAGACAAAGCCAAUUUUGAGAUAUCCCCUUUUUUCCUUUACUGUAUCUAGAUAGCCUUCUGGCAGGAAGACCCUGCAGAGGACGACAGCUUGUUUAUCAAAGAAGACCCUUCUGCGAUAGGCAGAAGGGUAGCGGAAUUGUUGCGCAGUCAUAUGCAGUCAUAUGCAAUCUAUGAAGCGGGGCGCUUACGGCGCGAAUCCCAUUUGCUCCCAACCUCUCUAUCGUCUGCCACUUGCCUAGAGUCACUUCCACCUCCUGUCGGAAUGCCUAUCCUGGGCAGUUGAUCAGCUUGACUUCCCAGCCAAUUUAUCCCCCAUCUUUGAAGCGGUAUGCGUGGCAUGACUCGGGACAAAACGAAAUUCUUCAUUUCCACGUCCCUCCAAGCUGUAUGCAGGCACUCUGUAAGAUUUGGUCGCAUGCGUCCUCCUUCGGUUCUACAACCGCAGAAGCAAAUGACAAGGAACACCGGACCCGGCAACGUCCAUUCAUCACAUGUUGGACUGCGGUGAGUGAACGCGCUCGUGACGCCCUGUCGCAUGGUCUAGUACGACUGAGAAAACGUGACCUUUGGAUGCUGCAGCGACAACGCAAGGGACGUGAAGGUCGUCGAACCAUGAAUACCGUUGAGACGGUUCCGACCUCCCUAUUUGAUAGCAACUCGCUUGAAAGUAUGACGAUGGGAAAUUUUGGCCCAAUUAUCGAUAUAUCUUGCUUGGAUCAAGCAGGAUGCACAAGCUUGAAGGUCGAGGUGCGUGUUGGGCACGUUCUAGCGGGGGCUUCUUGGGCCAAUCACUCGACCCAACCUUCUCUUCUUCUCUCUGCAUCCUGUUCCCCAUGCCUCGACUCGUUCGUGCGUGAACUCCCUGCCCAGUAAUAGCAAUGACGGCCAGCCGUGUGCGCAGGGGAUUGUCCUCCCUCGAAGCUCUAGUUCGCUCGCCUGUACUCG
This is a messenger RNA of Aureobasidium pullulans EXF-150, 1022 nucleotides long. RefSeq lists its product as uncharacterized. The coding region runs from base 465 to 950 and encodes 161 amino acids. The transcript has a single exon. The record is from RefSeq and is a predicted model, not a curated record. NCBI's taxonomy places the organism in Eukaryota, Fungi, Ascomycota, Dothideomycetes, Dothideales, Saccotheciaceae.